Messenger RNA from Brenthis ino (lesser marbled fritillary), 1122 nucleotides. NCBI's taxonomy places the organism in Eukaryota, Metazoa, Arthropoda, Insecta, Lepidoptera, Nymphalidae. The record is from the annotation of a GenBank genome assembly.
AUGUCGAAAGAAAAGAAAUACGGUCUUAUCGUACGUGAAAAAUCAAAAACGCAAUUAACAUUCCAAGCUUCCCAUAAUGUCUUUGGGAGCGAUUCAGAAUCUGACAAUGAUGCAGGAAGAAAAUCUAUUUUGUUACAACCUAAUUCUAAAACUAAUAGACAGUCAAAAAUUUCUCAAGAAAAAGCUGUAAUGGAAGAUCCUACUGUAUACCAAUAUGAUGAAGUAUAUGAUUCGAUGGUUAAAGAAAAGGAAAUAAAAAAAAUUAAAAGCUCACAAGAAAAAAAACCAAAAUAUAUAGAAAAUUUAUUAAAAACUGCAAAUAAAAGGAAAUUGGAAAAUGAACGCCGUGUAGAGCGCCAGAUUCAAAAGGAGAGAGAAAAGGAAGGAGAUGAAUUUGCAGAUAAGGAAGUUUUUGUCACUUCAGCUUAUAAAAAGAAACUGGAAGAAAUGCAUAUAGAGGAAGAAAAGGAAAAAUAUCAAGACUAUUUAGAGAGUAUUGGUGAUGUAACUCGACAGAAUGAUUUAGGUGGGUUUUAUAGACACUUGUAUGAACAAAAAUUGGGUUCUGAUAAAUUAAGUGACUCGAAUGAGAAUAAUAAGGAAAAAUGUGAUGAAAGUGCAGAGGCUAAGCAAGAAACUAUUGUAGAAUGUACAAAAAAAGAUAAACAAAUAUUAGAAUUUGAGGAAACUAAAAAAGAAAAAUCACUGACACAAACAAAACAAAGAAAUUAUAGGAAAAGAAAAGCUUCAAAGGAUAACAAUUUGUCUGAAGGUGAAAUAGAGGAUUCUGAUGAUGAAAUAAAUUUUUCAAAUUUAGAUGAAAUAAAAACAUUUAAAAAAUCAAAAGCCUGUAAUAUUGAUGCUGAUUCUGACUUUUCUAUUGAUGAGUCCAGUGAUGAAGAAUCAAAUGAUAAAAAUAAAGAACCUAAAACACCAGAUAUGUCUGAUAAAGUGGAAAUAAAGAUAAGUGAGGCUAACAAUGAACCUAUAAAACAAGAGUCACCUAUAAAAAUACAAGAAAAGCCAAAAGUCAAAGUUGAUAUUUGGAAAAAGAGGACUGUAGGAGAAGUUUUUGAGCAAGCUUUGAAAAGAUAUUAUGAAAGAAAAGCUGCAAGGAGUGCA